UGUCAACCACAGCACGUGUGUUUUGCGAGCCGGCGCGACGAAAGAUUCCAAACAAACUGUAGAAAACUGUUCGCCGUGUAGUGAAAUAAUCGUCGUGCCGUUCAGUUAUUAGUUACAAAACCAACAGAACAAGCCACAAUGUCGGGGGCCAACGAUAAGAGGGAAGUGGCCGAGGAUCAAAACAUCGAAGAUUGCAUCCUGGCAGCGGCGAGUGAUGAUGACAUGAGCGACGAGGACGAGGCCGGUGAAGAAAAGGUGAAAGCGAAGGUAUACUUACCCGGACACAAUUUAUCCCCCGAGGAGGAGCUGGUUUGCGACGAGUCCGCCUACAUUAUGCUGCAUUCGGCCCACACGGGUGCGCCCUGCCUCAGCUUCGAUGUCGUACAGGAUCCGCUCGGUGAGGAUCGGGAAGAUUUCCCAAUGACCGCGUUCGUCGUGUCCGGAACGCAGGCAGCCCGCACCCACGUCAACAGUGUGAUCGUGAUGAAAAUGUCCAACCUGACGCGAACGUCGAAGGCCAAGAGUGGCGAUGACGACGAGGACGACGAGGAUGAGGAGGACAGUGAUGACGAGGAUGUUGGCGGAAUGGGGGAGGAUCCGCAUCUGGACUGUGCGUUGAUUAAGCACGCCGGGUGCGUGAACCGAUUGCGGGUUACGACGUUCAACAGCAUCCAGUACGUGGCCACGUGGAGCGAAAUGGGCAAGGUGCACAUUUACAACAUUAACGAGCAGUUGGCGGCGGUCGAAGAUAAGCAUGCAUGCCGGACGUACCAGGACAACAAGGUCGGGGAGGCCAUAAAGCCAGACUUCACCUUUUCCGGCCACCAGAAGGAGGGUUUCGCGAUGGACUGGUGUACGACGACACGGGGCAUGCUGGCGACGGGCGAUUGCCGGCGGGACAUUCACAUUUGGCGCCCGAACGACAAGGGUUCGUGGACCGUCGAUCAGCGACCGCUGAUUGGGCACACCGAUUCGGUCGAGGACAUUCAGUGGAGCCCGAACGAGCCGAACGUGUUGGCGUCGUGUUCGGUGGAUAAAUCGAUCCGCAUCUGGGACUGCCGGGCGGCCCCUUCGAAGGCGUGCAUGCUGACGGCGGCGAACGUGCACGAGAGUGACGUGAACGUGAUCAGCUGGAAUCGGAACGAACCACUGAUCGCUAGUGGUGGCGAUGAUGGAGUCCUGCACAUUUGGGACCUGCGUCAGUUCCAAUCGAAAACACCAGUCGCAACGUUCAAACACCACACCGACCACAUUACCACCGUCGAGUGGCACCCGAAGGAAUCGACCGUGCUGGCAUCGGGCGGUGACGACGAUCAGAUCGCACUGUGGGAUCUUUCCGUGGAAAAGGAUGAGGAUGUCGAGGACGCGGUCACGAACGAUGAUCCACGCCUGAACGAUCUGCCCCCGCAGCUGCUGUUCAUUCACCAGGGACAGAAGGAAAUCAAGGAACUGCACUGGCACCCGCAGCUGAAGGGUGUGAUACUAUCAACGGCUCACAGUGGUUUCAAUAUUUUCCGUACCAUCAGUGUGUAGUACCGAGGAACCGUUUUACACGACAGUGGUAAAGAAUAAAAUGAUCCACUUUUAUUUACACUUCA
Messenger RNA from Anopheles coustani, 1598 nucleotides. Its product is annotated as glutamate-rich WD repeat-containing protein 1. The transcript has 2 exons. The record is from RefSeq and is a predicted model, not a curated record. Gene Ontology annotation, molecular function: protein binding. NCBI's taxonomy places the organism in Eukaryota, Metazoa, Arthropoda, Insecta, Diptera, Culicidae. The coding region runs from base 139 to 1533 and encodes 464 amino acids.